UCGAUGUAUCACUGGAUUAUUUCUCACUACAAUAUUUCCUGACCAUUGGCUUGUAUCUCGUCAAUUCAUUUGAGGGAGUUCCUUCUGUUUGUAAACAUGCAGCUGAGACUCUUUGGUGACAUGUAAAGCGCUGUGUUCAAAUUACAUUAUCGCAAUAUCAUUUUGUGUACGUUGAUAAUUAGUACACUGUUGACUAUCUGUAUGUAGAAAAGGAACCGCGAUAUCUUUCUCCUUCAGUUUUUUGUUCGUGUGGUUGAACGUAAGAACUGUAACAAAAUUAUAUCUUCAUGGCAAGAGGAAGGUGAUAAUAAGUAUGCCGUAAUGGCAUAAUAAAUUGUAAAACACGUGAGUGCCUCUGAUUUGGUGGCAAGCUACUGACGCAAGGCUGUAAGAAUUAUUAUUUAAGCUUGAGAUUCGGUACAUCUUAUCUGCGUAUUACAGUCAUUCAGUCUUUCGCGACGUAAUCAAGCAAAGACUGCCAGUCGAGUCUCUGCGCUGACGAAAGCCGAGUGUCUGGAAUGAGUUUCAGGUGACAACUGUGGAGUACAAGCGGUCAUAAUGACACAACAAAUUGCUGUUUAUAGCGUGCUACAUAAAUUACCUUCACUUUUAAAAACUGCUCUUCCACAACUGCAGUUUCAUAUGGUGGAACACGGUGCCGCUGAUGCAUUGGGUGCUCUCCAGAAGGCUGAAAUAAUAAUUGCAGAUGGUUUUCUUUUAUCUCCCAUCAUUCAUCAGCUGCCAAAUGCAAAGUGGAUACAGUGUACCUAUGCUGGAGUGGAGAACAUUGUUGCAGCUGUUGAUAAAACAAAGCUCCCACUUCCUUUUGUAAUGACCCGGCUCACUGGUGACCUCUUUGGCGUACAAAUGGCUGAAUAUGUCGUUUCUGAAAUUGUCAACAGAGAACGGAAUCUGUUUACAUACUAUGAUUAUCAGAAGAUAGCAAAGUGGGGGAAAGAGAGUUUUUUUCCUGAAGUGAGAACUAUGAUGGACCUCACUAUCGGAAUUAUGGGCUUUGGUGAGAUUGGAAAAGACAUUGCAAGAACUCUGAAGUCACUAAGAGCAGAAAUCUGGGCACUUGUUAGAAAAAUUCCAGAGGAUAAGGAGAAACUAGCAUUUGUUGAUAAUUAUCGAAAAGUGGAAGAUUUACCGGAGUUUUUGCAGAAGUGUGACUAUGUCAUAAAUGUAUUACCUUCCACACCUCAGACUACGGGACUUCUUAAUGCAGAUUUAUUGAAGAACUGUGCUUCAAAGGAAACUGUUUUUAUCAAUAUUGGAAGAGCAUCAGUGGUGAAAGAAGAGGAUCUGAUAACAGCGUUAGAAAAUAAGUGGCUGUCAGCAGCGAUCCUUGAUGUCUUUGAGAAAGAGCCAUUGCCACCAGAUAAUCCACUUUGGAAAAUGCCACAGGUAACUGUUACGCCUCAUAUAUCUGGUAUUUCCCGUGCCAAAGACAUUGUCAGACGAUUUAUGGAAAAUUAUGAGAAGUAUAAAAACAACAAGCCACUACUAAAUGUUGUAGACUUUGAUAAAGGCUAUUAAUAUUAAAAUCUUCAUGUUGGAGUGUAAGUUACAGUUUCAAAUGUUCAUCGUCAUCUACUCAUUUGUAAUAAUUCAUAAUUUCGUGUGUGGAAAUGUUCAAUAAAUACCAAAGCUUCUUCAUUCACAAAGUGAUGACUCUCGAGUGUGAUAAAUUUGUGAUGCAUUAAGAUUAAAUAAAUUUUAUUUUAUUGUAAA
Molecule: messenger RNA, 1734 nt
Organism: Schistocerca americana (American grasshopper)
Lineage: Eukaryota; Metazoa; Arthropoda; Insecta; Orthoptera; Acrididae
Product: glyoxylate/hydroxypyruvate reductase A-like
Exons: 7
Coding region: 559-1539 (326 amino acids)
Molecular function (GO): NAD binding
Source: RefSeq, a predicted model, not a curated record